Messenger RNA from Stomoxys calcitrans (stable fly), 974 nucleotides. It is a transcript of the gene Tfb4, whose product is annotated as general transcription factor IIH subunit 3. Gene Ontology annotation, cellular component: transcription factor TFIIH holo complex; transcription factor TFIIH core complex. NCBI's taxonomy places the organism in Eukaryota, Metazoa, Arthropoda, Insecta, Diptera, Muscidae. The transcript has 6 exons. Gene Ontology annotation, biological process: regulation of DNA-templated transcription; nucleotide-excision repair. The record is from RefSeq and is a predicted model, not a curated record. Bases 49 to 933 code for a protein of 294 amino acids.
UCUACUGAUAAAAGGCAUGUAAAAAGAAGAAGCAUAUAUUUAGAAAAAAUGGAAAAACCGGCAGCAGACAAUGAAGAUGAUGGAAGCGUCAGCCUCCUUGUUAUUGUAGUUGAUACUAAUCCAUCGCAACGUAUUGUGCGACAAAACCCCGACAACUUAUCACAAUGUUUGGAUGCUAUUGUGGCUUUUGGGAAUGCUCAUUUGAUGCAGAAGGCGCAAAAUAAACUGGCUGUUAUAUCGUGUCACCAUCAUGCUACGGACUUUUUGUAUCCUAUGCCCGUGAAGCAACUCGAAGUUCGACAAGUUGAUGGUCAAUACGAAGUGUUUAGUUUGGUGGAAAAAACAGUUAAACAACGCCUAAGUCACAUCAUAACAAAUGCUCCAAAAAUAACGCAGCCAACGGAAAGUCUUUUGGCUGGCAGCAUGUCCAUGGCUUUAUGUUAUAUCGCAAGGAUGCAACGCAAUGCAGCAGCUGGGGUGAAAAUUAAUUCGCGCAUAUUGGUUUUGACCGGCAGCAAUGAGUGCGCCUCUCAAUACAUGACCUAUAUGAAUGUAUUCUUUACCGCUCAAAAAUUAAGCAUUGUCAUAGAUGUUUGUGCCCUGGACAAAUCUUUAAGUUUAUUACAGCAGGGAUGUGAUAUAACGGGAGGACAAUAUCUAAAGCUAGCUCAGUUGGAUGGUCUUUUACAAUAUUUGUUAUGGGUAUUUCUACCAGAUCCCAAAACCAGACAGAUGUUGGUAUUGCCACCACCCACCAAAGUGGACUAUAGAGCAGCUUGUUUCUGUCAUAGGGAGUUGAUAGACAUAGGCUACGUGUGUUCGGUUUGUUUAUCAAUUUUCUGCAAAUUUAGUCCCAUCUGCACAACUUGUCACACGGUAUUUAAAGUCCCUGGCCCCUUGCCGCCAAAACCUAAGAAAAAGAAGAAAGUAUAGGAGAGGCUUACACACGAAAUAAAACUCACAAAUUCUCUCUA